GCUGGACUUACUCCCUCUUAGCUCCCUGCAAGCCCGGCUGGCUGCUUGACUCUUCGCUCAUUCGCUCGCAGCGCUGGUACUAAGAUGAUGCACCUGACCUACCCCUGCGGAUCACUAUCGGAGCAUUUACAAACGCACCACAUUGAACGGAGUAUUUUAAUUUAGGCAACACGUCGGUGUGUUUUUGCAAAGUUCUGAACAAGCUGGGAGUAUUAUCUGAUCAUGCGUAAUUUGGCGCCCGUGUGGAUGUUUCGCUGACGCCAAUUUCAACACUGUUUCAUAUUCCGAGGAGGGACAGACAAGCAUGGACUAAGCCUUUCUAUUUACAUUUACAUUCACAAUGGGCUCGUUCAAAGUUUCUUUUGCGCUUUGUACUUUUUGCCUCUUGUCAGUUUCAGGUUUCGGGGUCGACCCUGCCCAGCGUGUUAAUGUCUUCGACGAAUUGAAGCUCGGAGAGACGUUUGCUGGAGUUUCCCAAGUUCAGGGCUUCCACAACGACAGCAGAGCAUACCUGUUUCAAGACUCGAGGAGGAGUGUGCGGGCCUCUGCUGAGGUAGCGGAGCAGGUGUUUGAGCGUCUGAGAGGCAGGGCUGAGUUCACCCUGCUGUUCACAGUCAAGCAGGAGCGCCUCAACUCAGGGGUGUUGCUCUCCAUACACUAUGCUGAACAAAGGUUCCUGGAGCUGGAGAGCAGUGGUCCACGCAGCGAGAUCCGGCUGCACUACAGCACCAGUGGGCAGCGCGCCCACACCGAGGUGUUCCCCUACAGCCUCGCCGACGACCGCUGGCACAAGGUUGCCGUGGGGAUCAGUGCCUCGCACCUGGUGCUACAUGUGGACUGCAGCAAGAUUUAUGAGAGAGUGGUGGAUUCUCCCUACAUGGACAUUCCCAGUGGAAGCACCCUGUGGCUCGGACAGAGGAACAAAGCACACGGCUUCUUUAAGGGUAUCAUGCAGGAUGUGCAUCUGGUGAUGAUGCCCCAGGGUCACGUGGCCCAGUGCCCCGACCUCAACCGCACCUGCCCUACGUGCAAUGAUUUCCAUGGGUUGGUACAGAAGAUCAUGGAGCUGCAGGAUAUCCUGGCCAAAACCUCCAGCAAGCUGACCCGUGCGGAGGAGAAGAUGAUGAGGCUGGACGGAGAGACCUACAGGGAAGACGAGUCGUGGAUAGACGGAUGCAAGAACUGCACAUGCUCAAAUGGCACAGUCCAGUGUGAGGCCAUUUUCUGCCCGCCUCCUCAGUGUCCCCCAGACACUGCUCCAGCCUACAUGCCUGCUGCUUGCUGCAAAGAGUGCCAGCCUGUGUGUCUGUUUAGGGGCCGUGUGUACGUGGAGGGUGAGAGGAAGAGUGUACGUGACGUGGCGGGGAACUGCCUGCUGUUUGAAUGUCAGGACCGCUCCAUGCGACGGGUGGAGAUUUCUGCUUGUCCUGAGCUGAGCUGUCCAGAGUCUGAGCAGAUUACACUGACAGAUCGCUGCUGCAGAGUCUGCCGAGGCCAUGACUUCUGUGCUGAGGGCCAUAGCCAGAGCUGUGUGGAGAACUCCGACUGUGUUAAUCUGGAGGCCGGGGCGUGCUGCAGCUGCAAAGAUGGCUACCGCGCGCUCCGAGACGACAGCGCCUACUGCCAAGAUAUAGACGAGUGUGCCGAGGGGAAGCACUACUGCAGAGAGAACACUGUGUGUGUGAACACACCCGGCUCCUUCAUGUGUAUCUGCCACGCCGGGUUCAUCCGCAUCGACGACUACUCCUGCACAGAGCAUGAUGAGUGUGUGACCGGUCAGCACGGCUGUGAUGAGAACGCUCUCUGCUUCAACACCGUGGGUGGACACAGCUGUUCCUGCAAGCCCGGCUUCGUCGGAAACGGCACCAUCUGCAAGCCUUUGUGUGAUGGCCUCUGUCAAAAUGGCGGCUCGUGUGUUUCCCCGGACGCCUGCAUCUGCCUGCAGGGCUUCACAGGGAAGAGGUGUGAGACAGACAUUGACGAGUGUGAGAACGGCUUUGUGGAGUGCGACAGCCGAGCCACCUGCGUCAACCUGCCAGGCUGGUACCACUGCGAGUGCCGCGACGGCUACCACGACAACGGGAUGUUCUCAGCCAAUGGGGAGUCGUGUGAAGACAUAGACGAGUGUGAGGGCGGCAGACACACCUGUUCCAAUGACACCAUGUGCUUCAACAUGGACGGAGGCUACGACUGCAGGUGCCCUCACGGCAGGAACUGCUCCGGCGACUGUCACUUUGAAAACAAAGUCAAGCACAACGGGCAGAUCUGGGUGCUGGACAGUGACAGGUGCUCCGUCUGCUCCUGCCAGAGUGGUCAGGUGAUGUGUCGGAGGAUGGUGUGUGACUGUGAGAACCCCACUGCGGACCUGUUCUGCUGCCCAGAGUGUGACCCGCGCCUCAGCAGCCAGUGUCUGCACCAGAACGGCCUCCUCACCUACAGCAGUGGAGACACCUGGGUUGAGAACUGCCAGCAGUGCCAGUGUAUGCAAGGUGAGGUGGACUGCUGGCCGGUGUCGUGCCCGCCGGUGCUGGACUGUGAGUUCACCGUGGUGCCAGAGGGCGAGGGCGAGUGCUGCCCGCGAUGCGUCACCGACCCCUGCCAGGCAGACACCGUGCGCAAUGACAUCACCAAGACAUGCACCGACGAGCACGGAGUCACCCGCUUCAGCGGCUCCGCCUGGACCAAGCACAGCACCGAGUGCACCCUCUGCCAGUGCAAGAAUGGCCAUGUGUGUUGUUCAGUGGAUCCCCUGUGCCUUUAGUUUCGCUACAGGGGUGGUCCCUCCCUCCCUCCCUCCCUCCCUCCCGCGCUCUCUCCCUCCAUCCGUCCAGCAGCAUCCUUCCUCUCCUCUGCUCUGUACAGCCCAGUCUUCACACUCCCUUAAACCCAUUUUAUACCAGACGCCCCUGUGAGCACCACACUAAUCCAGCUCCAGGACCACCCCGCCUCCCCAGUCGCCCCUGCCCAGGAAAGAGGCUUCGGUCCCAGGCAAGACUGCCUGGGUGGUCAUGGGGGCUUCCUUCUCCAUUCAUGCUGUUUCCUGUAAAUAGGCCCCUCAGAUAGCACUACUGGCAUGACAGCUAACAGUGUUGAUUGUUUUGCGAAAUUGAGGAUUCAAGUUUAUCUGUCAAAGGAAGAGAAGAGGCUGAGAAAGAUGAUGAUAUCUUGAUAUUGUGAGGUUUUUUUUUUCUUUUUUUUUGUUUGGUUGGAUUGUUUUGAUUUCCUGUUUCUGUUUUGUUUAUUUUUUUAUUUUAUUUUUUUUUUGAAGAUUGUUAAUAUUUUGGUGGUGGUUUGUGCAUUUGCUUUGUUUGUUUUCUGCAGUCAGUGUUUAAGUUAUUUGAUGGCUUUGGUGUUGUGAAACAGUGAAAAUAAAGAUUUCCUUUUAAACGACA
This is a messenger RNA of Clupea harengus (Atlantic herring), 3392 nucleotides long. It is a transcript of the gene nell2b, whose product is annotated as neural EGFL like 2b. The coding region runs from base 341 to 2761 and encodes 806 amino acids. The record is from RefSeq and is a predicted model, not a curated record. Gene Ontology annotation, molecular function: protein kinase C binding; calcium ion binding; heparin binding. Gene Ontology annotation, cellular component: cytoplasm. The transcript is spliced from 21 exons. NCBI's taxonomy places the organism in Eukaryota, Metazoa, Chordata, Actinopteri, Clupeiformes, Clupeidae.